Molecule: messenger RNA, 5305 nt
Organism: Rhipicephalus microplus (southern cattle tick)
Lineage: Eukaryota; Metazoa; Arthropoda; Arachnida; Ixodida; Ixodidae
Product: apoptotic signal-regulating kinase 1
Biological process (GO): protein phosphorylation; MAPK cascade
Molecular function (GO): protein binding; protein kinase activity; ATP binding
Source: RefSeq, a predicted model, not a curated record
ACAAAGUAUGGCGUCCGCCACAAAACUCUGUGAAAGGCGAUCGUGGUUGGUGUUUCCAUGAAAUUCUCAUGCUCAAAAGAAAAGCACUGUGCCGGAGCUCUGAUGAGGUUCCUCCCACCAAGCUGAGCUGCCCACCGGCCAUGAGCGAAGUGGACGCUCGUUCGUCCUGCAGUGCUGCCAGCACCAGCCAUCCCCGGAACAAGAUGGACGUGGUCUGCAUGAUCGACCUGAUCACCGGAACAGGUGCUGCAGGGGGCCGUCUGGCACAGCGCAAGGCUGCGUUUGAGGAAAUCAAAAAGGCAGCUAGCUGUGUCGGGGCCACGCUGCACGAGCUGCCCUUUAAGAAGCUCGAUUUUGGGGAGUCCGCCGGACUGGACCUGUUCUACAACGCAGACGUUGCCCUCAUCGAUAUCUCCGUAAAGGACCAGCGGAACCAGAUCUUCUACCAACUGGGUGUGCGUGAAAGCGUUGGCAUGAAGCAGAACAUGAUCCUCUGCAAUGACCACGCUUCCGGCGAGGCAUACUCCAUAAAGAUUGCCUGCCCGAGCUACCCACUGACAACUUACAAGGUGAACGAAGCUGGUGUCUGCGUCGUCACUGAAACACUCGGGAUGGCCAUUGUUUCUGAGGAAACGGUGGAGUCCAAGCAGACCCUUUUUGCCAAGCUCAAAAGGUUCCUCCAAGAUGUUGAAGUACAAACCAAAGCCCAUAUGAGGGAGAGGUUUCUUGUCGACCUGCGGAAAGCACGCGAGAUCUACCCUGAUCCUGAAGAAUAUGCUAAGGUGGUACGAAGCUUCAGGAAGCGGCUGGACGACCCUCACAUCAUAUCCGGGGAUGUUGUGCUGAGCAUGCUCCUUUCCUUGAGAGACAUUCAGGAUUACGAUGCGAUGGUAAAGCUGGUGGAUGACCUAAAGGCAGUGCCAAACUUGAAGUUCUUGUCAUCAGCAGCCAUCCAGCAUGCAUAUGCAUUUGCAUUAAAUAGGCGUAACCGGCCUGGUGAUCGCGAGCUUGCCUUGGAGGUGAUUAAGUCUGCACUGCAGAAGAAGGAAAAUCACGUGCCGGACAUCCUGUGCUUAUGCGGGCGCAUCUACAAGGACAAGUUUGUCGAGUCAGACUACGCGGACCAGGAGAGCCUCAAAAACGCCAUUCACUGGUAUCGCAGAGGAUUCGAGGUCCAACCCAACGAGUAUGCCGGCGUGAACCUGGCCACACUGCUAGUCAUCGACGGACACGAGCUGUCGGAGUCAACAGAGCUGCAACAUAUUAGCCUGCGGCUCAACAACCUCAUCGGGCUGAAGGGCUCGCUGGACAACUUGUUGGACUACUGGGACGUGGCCACCUUCUUCGAGAUUAGUUUCCUGGCUGAGAACUACACCAAAGCCAUCCAGGCAGCCGAAUGCAUGUUCAAGCUGCAGCCACCUGAAUGGUUCUUGAAAUCAACAUUCAACAACAUCAAGCUCAUCAGCCAUUUCCGGAAAAGGCCCGAGGACGUCGAGAGAAGUGCGGAAGAGCAGGUGUUUGACUUCUGGGUGGAUUUUUUUGUUGCCACUUACUCAGCAGACUUGGAGAACACCAUACGUUUUCCUAUUUUGAUAUUGGAACCGACCAAAGUGUUGAUGCCCAGCUACGUGACAGUCAACAUGGGUGCCGAAGAGAAGUCUCUCGAGAUCAGAAACGUCUGCCUUGACACGCUUAAGGGAAAGUGCCGCAAGAUUCACGAGUGGCUCUUCACCGCCUCUUCCAUCCGCAGUAUUAGCCAGUACAAGCGAGAGGAACGGUGCCUGUUCCUGUACGUGCACCAAAACUCUGAUGACUUCCAGAUGUUCUUUCCGACACCGGCACUCAAGAACCGCUUCUACGACCUCGUCCUGGCCCUGACAGAAAACCAGGAAGGAGUGGUCAUGGACAUAGACCUCGACGACGGAUCAGGAUGUAUUCGGUUUGAGUAUGAGAUGGAUGACCAGGGUCGGCGCAUUGUCCUGGGCAAAGGCACGUACGGGGUGGUGUAUGCGGCCCGCGACCUGACCACCCAGGUGAAGAUUGCCGUCAAAGAGAUCCCGGAGGAGAACCUGAGUGAAGUGCAGCCCUUGCACGAGGAGAUCAAGCUGCACUCCCAGUUGCACCAUCGUAAGAUAGUGCGCUACUACGGUUCCAUCAGCGAAAAUGGAUUUGUCAAGAUCUGCAUGGAGCGUGUGCCCGGAGGGAGUCUGUCCCAGCUCCUGCGGUCAAAGUGGGGUCCUUUGAACAACGAGACUGCUAUUGCCUUCUACACCAAGCAGAUCUUGGAAGGUCUCAAGUACCUGCAUGACCAGAGAAUAGUACAUCGUGACAUCAAAGGUGACAACGUGCUGGUGAACACGUAUAGCGGUGCCAUCAAGAUUACAGACUUCGGCACUUCAAAGCGUCUUGCAGGCAUGAACAUGGUGACGGGCACCUUCACAGGAACGUUUCAAUACAUGGCACCUGAAGUGAUUGACAAUGGCCAGAGAGGUUACGGUGCACCGGCUGACAUCUGGUCAUUGGGAUGCACAGUCGUAGAGAUGGCCACCGGCAAGACUCCCUUCAUCGAGCUUGGCACACCACAGGCAGCUAUGUUUAAAGUGGGGUGCUUUAAGAUCCAUCCUGAGAUCCCAUCAUCCUUAUCAGAGAAAGCCCAGAAGUUCAUAAAAAGGUGCUUUGAACCAGACCCUGCAAAACGGGCCACUGCUGCGGAACUUUUAGAAGACCCAUUCAUAACAGAUAGCAAAAAGAAAACGCGGCCUCCUGCUCCCGACUUCAGCCGAAGCAUAUCAGUUCCGGCCGAUCGUGUACACAAGAUGGACAAGCCGGAGCGCAUGUCUCGGUUCGCCAGCACCGGGGAGGACGGAGAUGAGCAAGCAGUCGAGUUUAACUCGGAUCGAGGCUACGGCUCCUGCGAGGCUAGCCCGACCACCUUAAGCCAGGCAAAGCGGGUGCUCCCACGGAUUCCCCGGCCCGAGCGAUUUGACCUGUCCCAGAGCUCCGCAGCGGCCACAAGUCCAACGGAUGCAAUUCCACGGUCACCCUCAACAUUUUCCUUUGGUUCUGAAACGUCGGAGGGUGGCAUGCGACGCUGCAGCUCUGGCCUACUGAGCCCGCCCGUGGAUGGCUCGUCCGUGGACCAGGAGUCGGGCGGCUUCUACCUCCUCAAAAAGGACUCACAGCGGCGGCAGACCAUCUUGCGCGUACUCGAGGAAAACGGUGGCACAAUCUGUGACAUAUGGAUGAAUAAGCUGCAUCAGGAUAGUGGUGACGACCUGGUCAUUACAAAGGAACAACUUGUGUCUCUCAUUGAUGGCUUCAAAAACUACAUCCCAGAGCAAAACAAGACUGGCCUCCAGCACAUUAUUGGAAAGAUAAAGCAAGAAGUCAACCACGACCAAAAGGCCUUCAACCAGCUUACAGUGGCAUUGUAUCUUUUCCAGAGUGCGGUGAAUGAAGUGCUUCGGAAUCAGAACAUCAAACCACACUGGAUGUUUGCGUUGGAUGCUCUCGUCAUGAACGCAGCUCAAGUGGCCAGUGAAAUCCUGUCUUGUGGUCAGGAAGACCAAGAAGAUAACGACAUUGAGGACGCGGAGUCCACUUCUGGCGUGUCGACCAUCAACUCCAGCAAGUCCCGCAGUGCGGCUUUGCAAAAGCAGCUGGCCCUAGCCAUCCCUUCAGAAGAGACCCAACGGGUCAUAGAUGCCAUCCAGAUGAGUGAGCAGCUGUACCAGGACUUGCUAAGGAAGCUUCUUGACAGUCGGUCACAGCAGCGAAGCUUUGUGGAGGGCUGCCUAAGCCAGAACACGUUCCUUCAUCCAUCGGGGAGCAGAGAAUCAAGCGUCACAAUAUCUGGUCCAUCAUCAUCUGUUCCUUCUGCCUCAGCUGGCGUCCAUAGGCCUGAAACUCACUGCGAUGAAGAUCUGAUUCGCUGGCUACAAGACCUUGGCAUGGAUACAGAGUGCAUAGAAAGGUUUGCCAGAGAACAGUUCACGAAAGAGGAUGUGCUGCUCUUGAUGACGAGAGAUGAUCUGCGAAGGCUCGGACUCCGGUUGGGUCCCGAACUCCGCAUUUGGAAAGCCAUACAGCAGCAUCGGGACAGGUUGUCCUGAGGAUAGACCGGUCUAGGAAACAAGGAUACUGUGCGAAGUCUUCAGAAGCACCGGCAGUGAAAUCUCCCCCUCGCGAGUGAUGGGUCGACGCAGUCACUGUGGCCAGCCGAAGCAAGAAGCCAGGGGAUAGAUGUCAGAUACGUCCUUCAUUGGGAGUGGGUCGGGUACUGAAGCAACAGAGCCGUGUGCCGCAGUGGCUGCCUUCCAACAAGCAAACUGAGUGAGGGCAGUUGCAGCGCGUACCGAGACUUCCCGCUGUACAGUCUCGGUACACAAAGUUUCCCGAGUGAACCCCGGGCACUAUGGAUGCAGAAACUCCCUGUUUUAAUUCAAUUUGUAGGAAUAAUUAGUGCAGGGAUUUUCUUUUGCUGCGCUGCGCGGGCUUUGCACAUCCUCGGGAGUUUCUUCGCCCAACUCCCUGCAGAUCAGUUGUUUACGCCCAAUCCAUUUGACUCAUUUAUGUAUUUGCUCAUGUAAGGCUCAUAUUCCCGUCAAAAAGAGUUGGGUUAUCUCGCUUACAUUAAGCGUGCAACAGGCUUAGGACACUAUGGGUGUUCUGUCGGUUCAAUGCUCAAUUUAUCGAAUUUCGAUAUCUCGGCGCACAGGGAUGGAUUAUGAGAAAAACCUUAAAUGUAGUGUCACAUGUUCAGAAGCAUCGAUGUAUCAUUUGAAAUUGAGAAAGUGUCCUGCACAGUAGAGCUAGCAUAGUGACCUCAACCAAAGGAUGAAACAGGUCAUGUUUUUUGCUCAUCUAGACCCACUCAACAGCAUGUCUGUGUAAACAGCUAGUUCAGAAAUGUAGCCAACAUUAGGACAGAGCUCUACAGCUCUUGGACUUGUGGGAACACACGUGCUCAAUCAUUCACUCUAGGAUGUGGCCUUCAGAAAUGACAUAUCCUAAGCCUUGUCCUCGUUUCAAGGAUAUCUUUUUUUUUUAGCUAUGUCUACCAUUUUUAUGUACUAACAGAUUGGUAUGAAGCAUGCUGUCGUAAUUGCUUUGUGGUCACUUCGAGCAGGCUUUUCAUCAUAGCAGAGGUAUUGUAAAACGGUGAAACAAGUCUCCAAGCUGCAGUUCAGGGCAAGGGUGAGAGCAGAAUUUUUUUUUUCAGGGGAGAGGGUGAAGUGCGAGCAAAAUGUGCUUUUUUCUGGCUACGUUUCUGGAUCAUCCUCUAUAUGUUUGCAGAUUGCUUAAA